GAUUGUACAUUACCAGGAGAUGGAGCUGAAAACUUCAAGCUUGAAGCUUCUGUUCAUUUUUUUCAUGUGAUAGACUAGUUUACUCUCUGUCUUGACUUUCUCUUCUAAACUACUUCUGUGAUAUCAACAUGCCGAGUAAUUUUAAUGUUGUGCUCGGUACCCAAUGGGGUGAUGAAGGAAAAGGAAAACUCGUCGACUUACUGGCUGACAAGGCUGAUAUCGUGUGUCGGUGUCAGGGCGGUAAUAAUGCUGGACACACUGUGGUAGUUGGUGACUCAGAGUAUGAUUUUCAUUUAUUACCAAGUGGUAUAAUUAACAAGAAUUGUACCGCUGUGGUUGGCAAUGGAGUUGUUAUAUCUUUGCCUCAGUUAUUUGACGAGAUUACUCGUAAUGAGGCCAAAGGAUUGAAAGAUCUAAAGAAGCAAUUGAUAAUCUCUGACCGGGCCCACAUGGUGUUCGAUUUCCAUCAAUCAGUUGAUGGAUUACAAGAACUGGAGAAGGGUAAAAAAAGCCUAGGAACUACAAGAAAAGGAAUUGGACCAACCUAUUCAACGAAAGUCAGUCGAACUGGUAUUCGAAUGGCUGAUUUAUUGGGUGACUUUAGCAAUUUUGAGGAAAAAUUUAAAGUUCUCGCUGUUACGUAUCAAAAGCAAUUCUCAGAUUUAAAUAUUGACGUUGAUGAAGAGUUAAAGAGAUAUCGUCGUUAUGCUGAAGAAAUUCGCGGCUCUGUUGCUGACACUGUUACAUUUCUUCAUCAAAGUAUUAAAACGGGUAAAUCAAUUCUAGUUGAAGGCGCCAAUGCAACUAUGUUGGAUAUUGACUUUGGCACAUACCCUUAUGUUACCUCAUCUAAUUGCACCGUUGGUGGUGUUUGUACGGGUCUUGGAGUUUCUCCAAAAAUAAUUAAUGACAUAUACGGUGUUGUCAAGGCUUACUGUACUCGAGUUGGAGAUGGACCUUUUCCAACGGAGCAAAAGAAUGAAAUUGGAACUUUGCUUCAAGAACGUGGUAAGGAGAUCGGAGUCACAACCAAAAGGAAAAGAAGAUGCGGCUGGCUCGAUAUAGUUCUUCUGAAAUAUUCCAAUAUGAUUAAUGGUUAUACACAUCUAGCCGUUACAAAAUUAGACAUUUUGGAUGAUUUCGAUGAAAUUAAAAUUGGAGUAGAAUAUGAAAUCGAAGGGAAAACUUUAACAAGUCCUCCAGCCAAUGCUAAUGACUUAGAACGGGUGACUGUUAAGUACAAGACUUUACCAGGAUGGAAACAAAACAUUAGCAGCUGUAGAAACUUUUCUGAUUUACCUUUAGAAGCUCAAAGGUAUAUUCUUGUUAUUGAGGAGCUCUGUGGCGUGCCUGUGAAAUGGAUUGGUGUGGGGCCUGAUCGUUCUUCAAUCAUCGAAAGAUCAUAAUUGUCGGCAGACUAUUCAAUCAUAUUUUUUCAUACUUUAACGUCGACAUCAAUAGCAAGAAAAGUUCAUCAUCAUGAUGUCUCGCAAUUUUGAUUUUUUUGUCUUUCUCUCUCCCUCUUUUGAACCAUAAUUUUGGAAUAUCCUCCGGCCACACUCAAUGCAUCAAUAACGAAAAGCAAAAAUCAAAUUGAAUUAGUAAAAUAAUUCCACUUGGUUUCAAUAUUGCUGCCAAUCAUCUAAAAGCAAACAUUUUGACGACCAAACACUAUCACACAGACGAUUACAAUCAACGAGCAUUGUUAACCACAACAGUCACAUUAAAACUUUGUAUUUAACUUACAAUUAAACCAGUUCAGUGUUUCAUCUCAUCUUUUUUAUCAUCUGGACCAUUAAUUUCUAACACUAUCUCUGUGCAAUCAAAGAUGGGGAAAAUGGUUAAAAUUUGAGUUGUUUCGCUUGUUUAUUUUCGAUUGAUAAAUAAAGAGUGGCCAACUAUCUCGAGUAAUACUUAAA
Molecule: messenger RNA, 1919 nt
Organism: Tetranychus urticae (two-spotted spider mite)
Lineage: Eukaryota; Metazoa; Arthropoda; Arachnida; Trombidiformes; Tetranychidae
Gene: Adss
Product: adenylosuccinate synthetase
Biological process (GO): IMP metabolic process; 'de novo' AMP biosynthetic process
Cellular component (GO): cytoplasm
Molecular function (GO): GTP binding; adenylosuccinate synthase activity
Source: RefSeq, a predicted model, not a curated record